AUGUCACCCAUGAGCAUGAAGGCUCGAGAACGAGCUAGUGGCGAUGAUGGAAUGCUCAAGAAAGAACGAAGCCGAUGCAACGACAAAGGCGGUAUGACGACUACGGAGUUACCUGUGGAUCUGUUUCUACGAAACGGCAUCACAUCAGUUCCUGUGGCUCUUGUUCCAACCAAUAACGGAGUCAUACGGAUGAAGAAUCCGAAAGCGAUUCAGGCGGAAUUGCGAUCGGUGACGGCCCAUUUCCAGAACAUCACUGAGGUCCGCCAGUUUGGAAGAGACGUCGACCCCGGUGGGAGUCAGCGGUCGUCGUCGGCUUCGCUACAGCAGACGACCAACCGCACGCGCCUGCGAAGCAUUCCACGCCUUCUGUCCCAGCCAGCAGCAGAAGCGGCGACGGCGGCGUCUGCCGUGGCCUCCGAUACUACCGUGGCAGGUGCAUCGCUGAGCAGCGAGGUCCAGCACAGUUACCAGCUGCGGUCGUGCAUUCAGCGGCCUCCGAACGCCUUUAUGCUGGUCGCUCAUGAAAAGAUGCGAUCGGUGGCCGCUGAGAAACCGAACGAGAACAACCAGCGUGUGAGCAGCCACCUGGGCAAGCUGUGGCAUUCUCUCAGCGCCGCCGACAAAGAGCCUUACCAGCACAAGCCGUCCGCAGCUGCCGCCGUCCACCGAAGGAAGCACCCAGACUACCUGUACAAUACGCGUGAGGCCCAGCGGUGCAAGAUGCAGGCGCGCAGAGCCAAGGCGAUUGCCAGCGAGCUUAAGAGGGGCACUUCCGUGAACCAGGAGCAGCAGCCGAGGAUUUCCACGGCCGUGGCCCAGGAUAGAGGUUCUCCGGAGUUCCUGCAGCAACAGCAUCCGCUGCCGCCGCCGCAGAGCAACGAAAACCGUGCAACGAGCGCUGCCCGCGGCAGCGGUUCGGGCAUUAGUCAGCGAAUGCCGCUCCCUAACCCGAAGGCCUUCGUCACGGUCACGGCAUCGGCUGGCUCGGCUGCGCGGCCCUGCAACGUGCCCUGUUUCCCCGGUCCUCUGCCACCAUCAGUGCGGGGGGCGAACAGAGAAUAUGCCGUGCCCACCGCUCAGUUAACGGUAGCCAGCGCAUUAAAACAGGCUAAAAUGCCGUAUGCGCGUACAGUGCUUGAUAAUCAGCAUCCCCCACGCUCUUCCACGACGAAGACGACGACUCGUCUGCGGGCACGUCGACGUUCGAACAGGGCAGAUUCCUGGGGACCCUAG
Molecule: messenger RNA, 1233 nt
Organism: Dermacentor andersoni
Lineage: Eukaryota; Metazoa; Arthropoda; Arachnida; Ixodida; Ixodidae
Source: RefSeq, a predicted model, not a curated record